Molecule: messenger RNA, 940 nt
Organism: Hyaena hyaena (striped hyena)
Lineage: Eukaryota; Metazoa; Chordata; Mammalia; Carnivora; Hyaenidae
Product: histone H4
Exons: 2
Coding region: 16-327 (103 amino acids)
Biological process (GO): nucleosome assembly
Cellular component (GO): nucleosome
Molecular function (GO): protein heterodimerization activity; DNA binding; structural constituent of chromatin
Source: RefSeq, a predicted model, not a curated record
CUCGGCGGUGCUGUCAUGUCCGGCCGCGGCAAGGGCGGGAAGGGCCUGGGCAAGGGCGGCGCCAAGCGCCACCGCAAGGUGCUGCGCGACAACAUCCAGGGCAUCACGAAGCCCGCCAUCCGGCGGCUGGCCCGGCGCGGCGGCGUCAAGCGCAUCUCCGGCCUCAUCUACGAGGAGACGCGCGGGGUGCUCAAGGUGUUCCUGGAGAACGUGAUCCGGGACGCCGUCACCUACACGGAGCACGCCAAGCGCAAGACGGUCACGGCCAUGGACGUGGUCUACGCGCUCAAGCGCCAGGGCCGCACCCUCUACGGCUUCGGGGGCUGAGCGCCCGCGACCUGGUACCUCCGCAUCACAAAAAGGCCCUUUUCAGGGCCGCCCACACCUCAUGAAAGACUGUAACUUUCAGUUCCUGUUUAAGAACUUUCUACCUGAGGGUCCAGGUUCAAGUUUGUGGGAGUUACGGUCUCAGCCAUGGACAAGUCCUUGAAACCAGCAGAGUGACCUCCCUCUGGGAGCUCAGCUGCCUGGAUGAUGACACUUUGCAGGGGACAAAAGAAUCUUGGCCUAACACUAUCCUGACCAACCCGGCCCCCAGCCCAGAACCUGUAAGGCUGCUUUAACACACAAAAAUUCCUUUGGAAGCUUCCUUUAUCUCAGCUGCCUCAACGUAUAUACUGACAAUCAUACUCCAAACUUGUGGCCCCUGAUACACAUCUGGAGGGUCUCAUGACUGACGUUUUACUAAACCGUAAUGAAUGGCGUUUCUCUAGCAACAGCUAGCCCCUCAAGGUCCUGAAAACCUUGCUUCCAAAAUUCCUUAGCGAUUUACUCUAUCCCUGACCCCCCUCCCAACCUAAGGCUAUAUAAGCAGUUCCCCAUCAGGUCAGCUCUUCCUGCCCACGGUCCUGUCUGUCCCCGUGCUCUAAUAAAAUCACCU